AUGAGAAGCCUCCUGACUACACAGAACCAGAAUUGUUACCGUGAGUUGAUCAUGAAGGAGGCCUACACCAGGCUAGCGUGGAAAAUGAGAUACGGUAAGGACUAUCCGAUGAGCUUCACUUCUCAUCGGGCCAAGGCUCAGGGCCUUCCUCAGCUGACUGUUCCCAAACCCGUCCUGCCUCCUCUGGUCAACCUGCCUGAGGGGAAGCGAGCACCCUCCCCUAAAGUAAAGCCGCACCUCAGCGAGGCCCCACUGAUGCGACCUGUUACACCUGAGACCAGGGAAGCACUCUACCAGGGCUUCUCCAAAGAGGGGAAGGGCCGCCACCUCUACCUGCGGCAUCGUGCACUGAAGGGUCCAGACGAGAGGUUUGACUACCCGAUACUGUCCUCCUGGGACUACGGCUGGAGACUUGGUAAGGGAAAGCAUAGCAAAUAG
Sardina pilchardus (European sardine) is the source of this 438-nucleotide messenger RNA. RefSeq names its product protein SPMIP1. The transcript has a single exon. Bases 1 to 438 code for a protein of 145 amino acids. Lineage: Eukaryota; Metazoa; Chordata; Actinopteri; Clupeiformes; Clupeidae. The record is from RefSeq and is a predicted model, not a curated record.